UCUGACAUGCAGACCUGGGAGGAGCAAAGCCAAGGAGCCAUCUACACGGUGGAGUACGCCUGCAGCGCCAUAAAGAACAUGACUGACAGCAGCGUGUACUUCAAGAGCAUCGACAGCCUGCUGAAGCACGCCAUCGCCCUGAAGGAGCAGCUGAACGCUGCUCAGAGCCGCAGCGCUGUUGCCCCACAAGCAAAGAAUCCUCCAGCCAGUUCCUGA
Eurypyga helias (sunbittern) is the source of this 216-nucleotide messenger RNA. It is a transcript of the gene BORCS8, whose product is annotated as MEF2B neighbor. The record is from RefSeq and is a predicted model, not a curated record. The annotation marks the transcript as partial. The transcript has 3 exons. Gene Ontology annotation, cellular component: BORC complex. NCBI's taxonomy places the organism in Eukaryota, Metazoa, Chordata, Aves, Eurypygiformes, Eurypygidae.